AUGGCAGAUGGUGCUGGAUCGAGUCAGGAGAAAGAGGACGAGGAUCAAUUUGGCGCCGCUGAACCCGGGAGAAAAAAUGCACGAAAGAAAAUUCGACCCACAUAUUCCUGUUUGCAAUGCCAUAAACGCAAAGUCAAGUGCGAUAGAGUCAAGCCAUGUGGCGCCUGCUGUCUGCGGGGAACGCCAUCCGAGUGUGAAUAUGGCAACAGCAAGCAGGACCGCUAUUUUAUUGAGCAGUCUACUGUCAUUGAGAAUCUUUUGCAAUCCUGCGAAACGCUGAAGCACGAACUCGAGGAGACCCGGAGGCAAGCGAACUUCCCCCCCGUUAAGCAGGAGGACACGCCGUCGCCUCAUAAUGUAGACUCGUUUGAUGCUGAAAGCUCCGGUAAACCCGGCGAACGGAAAGCGCUUGUUCAUUCUGGCACGCAGACAGAUUCGCAAGGCCAUUCUUUGCCGUCUAGCCCGGUCAGGCUAACGAGCAGCGAUUUGCAGAAAGAGAAGAAAAAUCUAUCAAAUCCGACACUGGCCCGUGCACUGAUGGAAUUGUUUAUUGAACGAUUGAUCGGAGAAUUCAGUCCCGCAAAUGCAUCCAACUUCGGUGGUACAAUCCGGCUACGCCAGGCGGCCGAAAUGCGAGUCUUUUCUCCCAUGCUCUGCAACGCAUUCGAGGCAGCCUCUUUGACGUUCGCCGGGAGUCGUCAGCAAAAUCGGUCCCUGGAGAUGGUCGGACAUGCUCGGUAUAUCAGGGUGUUGGGACAACUUCAGAGCGCGCUCUAUCAUCCCGAGAAAAGCCAGGCAACCGACGCUCUAACCGUAGUGCUUCUGUCGACGAUCAUUGAGGCUUUCAAACAAAGUUCCAAGGACUCCAUUCUGAAACAUCAGAUGGGAGGUCUCCAGCUCUUGCGGUCACGAACACCUUACCGGCAUAGAUAUGGACUUGAGCGGUCGCUUUUCGUCGAUCUCCGACUCUACUGGGUCACAGCCGCCAUAGCUCUACGAAAACCGACCUUUCUGGCUUCGCGGGAGUGGCUGACUGUCCCCUGGCUGGGUGACAGUGCUCCGAAGGACAUCUUACAUCGAGCGCUAGACAUCGCUGUGGAUAUCCCUGAAUAUCUCUCGGAAGUGGAUACCUUUACGUCCAUGUUGAAGAACGCCACUGCAUCAACCGAGCUAAUCUCAUUGCAAACCACUAUCUGGGACAAGGCUACCGAGAUCGAAGGCCGACUACAGUUAUGGGAAACCACACAUGUCCGAACAUAUCCCGACGGGGGUCCGUGGGAAGCACUUGAGCCAAUUGCCGUAGCGGACUUCCCUGUGUUCAAAUGUCGUGAUCCAAGCAGCCUCGAGACCUUCACUCCGCGGGACCUAGUCUAUCCGGACCUUCUUCUCGCCACGUCGAUGAACUUCUUUUGGGCCAUGCGCCUCAUGAUCUCAUCCACAGACGGCGGUCUACCAAGCGUACUGACCAUGCAGGACCGCUACGAAUCGGCCUGCAACAUCUGCCGCAGCAUGAAAUAUUACGUCCAAAACAUCCCGGGCGUUCUCGUCUCUCGCAUGAUCUUUGUCCUCCAAACCGCCUACGAAAGCUUCGCUGAAGGCACAAUCGAAAAGCAAUUCGUCAAGGACCUUUUCCUCUUUAUAGGUAGAAGAUUCCAGUUUCCGGUCUUUUCGAAACAAGGCACCUCCUCGCAGGCUAAUGAUUGA
Molecule: messenger RNA, 1704 nt
Organism: Aspergillus glaucus CBS 516.65
Lineage: Eukaryota; Fungi; Ascomycota; Eurotiomycetes; Eurotiales; Aspergillaceae
Product: Zn(II)2Cys6 transcription factor domain-containing protein
Exons: 5
Coding region: 1-1704 (567 amino acids)
Biological process (GO): regulation of DNA-templated transcription
Molecular function (GO): zinc ion binding; DNA-binding transcription factor activity, RNA polymerase II-specific
Source: RefSeq, a predicted model, not a curated record